GGGCCGCCAGCGCGGGCGCUGCGGGGGCCCCGGGCCCGCCGCGCUCCGCACGCUUUGGCGGAGAGCUGAGUCGGUUCCCUACCUUCCCCGCGGGACGGAGCGGCUGAGAGCGUGCCAGCAUGGCAGAAAAAGUGAACAACUUCCCUCCCCUCCCGAAGUUCAUCCCUCUGAAGCCGUGUUUCUACCAGGACUUUGACGCGGAGAUCCCACCGCAGCACCGCACCAUGGCCAAGCGGCUCUACUACCUCUGGAUGCUGAACAGCAUCACCUUGGCGGUGAAUCUCGUUGGCUGCCUCGCAUGGCUCAUUGGAGGCGGCGGAGCGGUUAAUUUUGGACUGGCAAUUCUCUGGCUCAUUCUCUUUACGCCCUGCUCCUAUGUCUGCUGGUUUAGACCUAUUUACAAAGCUUUCAAGACAGACAGCUCCUUCAGCUUCAUGGCCUUCUUCUUCACCUUCAUGGCCCAGCUGGUGAUCAGCAUUAUCCAGGCAGUGGGAAUCCCCGGCUGGGGCGUCUGUGGCUGGAUCGCAGCCAUUUCCUUCUUCGGGACCAACGUGGGGUCGGCCGUGGUGAUGCUGAUCCCCACCGUCUUGUUCACCGGCAUGGCGGUCUUCUCCUUCAUCGCGCUCACCAUGGUGCAUAAAUUUUACCGGGGGAGCGGCGGGAGCUUCAGCAAGGCGCAGGAGGAGUGGACCACAGGCGCCUGGAAGAACCCCCACGUGCAGCAGGCAGCGCAGAGCGCGGCGGUGGGGGCCGCGCAGGGCGCCGUGAUGCAGCACGAGACGCAGUACUCGGCCACCCCCAACUACACCUACUCCAACGAGAUGUGAGCGGCCGGACCUUGUCCUGGGGCGCCAGCGCGGGGGGGAGGGAGGAGGAGGAGGAGGACGGCUGAGCCGCGUUUCCGCAACCAUUUCGGAAGGGCGACGUGUACCAUAACGGAUGAUUCUUUUCCCCUCUUCUCUGUAAUGACACUUUUUUUUCCCCUUCCCCGUUGCUGUCUUCAGCUCUUUUUCCUCUACUUUAUUUAUUUUUUUUCCAUUUUGGAGAGGCUGUGAGUUGACCCGCAGGACUCUCGCUGUGCGUGGUGAUAGGUGUACGUUGGUGCGUUUUCUUUUUCCCCUGUGAAAUAGUGUAUGGUGAUGGUUUUUAAAUUACUGUGGUGAUAGGUGUAUGCUAGAAGUACAUCAGCCAAAAGCCCCCCCCCCCAAAAAAAAAAGAUAAAAAUAGCAACCAGCACCCAUCUCCCUUCUUGUGAUAAGGCGACAGGAACCUUCACUCCUGGGAACUCUCCUGCUACUUCUGCGUUGUUUUAACUAGCAGGUGGCUGGCCAAUUUAGUGCGUAAAAAUAAAUCAGUAAGAUAACUCGAUCCUGCCGUUGCGAGGCUGGAGGCCGAGGGAUUCCUAAUCGACCGCCUGGCUCUGGAUCCGCAGCUUCUCCCGGUGCGUGCCGUUGUGACGGAGCAGCUGGCCGCAAAGACCGGCGUUAGCAGGCGGCUGCGAGCGGAGGCGAGGACGGGUUUCCCCGCAGAACUGGCCCGUUUGGGAUUAUGCAUCUGCUUUUUUUAAGGGUUCUCUCUAGCAAAGCGACGGAGCGGUUCCCGGAGGACCUGUUCUUGGGCAAGGCUCCGGGUCCCGUCCUGCCACCCCGUAGGCAAGCAGUAAAACCAGUCUCGCUGCCUGGCUGAGCAGGGGGGCCGGGCCCGGGCCCUGUCCCCUUCUGAGGCACGCACUACCCUAGGGCCCUUUAGGAAACCUCCAGGCUAAAAGACAGCGGCGGUGGCAAUAAUUCCUUCUCUCUUGUAUUUUCUAAGAAGGUGGCGGAGCUCCUGGGAACUCCGCCAGGCUCCCUGCCCCUGGCAGACGUGGCGGCCCAGAGGUCCCGGCUCCUCGGGCCCUGAAUCCCUGCCCGGUUAGCGGAGGCCGAGCUCCGGGGAGCCGUCCUGCACGUUGGCAGGAGGCAGCCGAGCUGGCGCCGCGCCGUCUCGUGGUGGGAGAUUCGGGGGAAAGCGGCCAGCAGACCCCAGGCGAGGCUCUGGGCAGGAGCAGGAAAAGCUCCUUCUCGGAGAUGCUUUUCAUACUCUAACUGCACUUUAAAUAGAGCGGUCAGAUUUUGUUUUUUCCUUCUUCCUCUUAAUGCGUGGAAAAGCAGCCCAAGCAGAGGCCCAUCUGGCCCCUUUGCUCAAAUUUCUCCUGCCCCCCUCCAGGUCCUGCAGCGGGCAGACGCUCGCCCCGCAGGAUAGGAGCUCAGCGAGCAGCCCGGUCGCCUCGCUGCGGUCUUUCCCCCGCCGCCUUGGCAGCGACAGCUUUGCAAGUCCCUCGUGUGGGAGAGUUAUCCCCAGGAAUCAUGCCAAAAGGGAAUUUAUUUUUUUUCCCCGCCAAAAGGGAAUUUAUUUUUUUCCCCGCCAAGCACGCCUAGAGCAGUGUCCUCUCCAGGGCGCCACGUCGGUCGUUCUGCAGUAGCCAGUUGUCUCUUGACAAGACUAAAAUGCAGCUAAUGAUAAAGAUGCCUCUGUGCGUGUAUAUAUGUGUGUAUAAAACGUAAAGAGAAAACUAA
Messenger RNA from Rhea pennata, 2555 nucleotides. RefSeq names its product secretory carrier membrane protein 5 (gene SCAMP5). Gene Ontology annotation, cellular component: trans-Golgi network membrane; recycling endosome membrane. Bases 120 to 827 code for a protein of 235 amino acids. Gene Ontology annotation, biological process: protein transport. The transcript is spliced from 7 exons. NCBI's taxonomy places the organism in Eukaryota, Metazoa, Chordata, Aves, Rheiformes, Rheidae. The record is from RefSeq and is a predicted model, not a curated record.